AUGGAGAUCGUUCCAUCUUCAAGUCGAUUCAAGCUCUACGAUCAAUUUGAGCUUCUGGAGUUUCCUGAUAUGUACGUCGUCAAACCCGUCGAAUCGCCCCACGAAGGCUUCUCCGUCGAUCGGCGCGAUGGCAACAUCAAACCUCUUGAUGAAAACACAUGUUCUGGAAAUGCUUCCAAAGUCUCUACUAUCUAUGGCGUCGGAGGAACUAUUAGGCUCUUAGCAGGGACAUACUUGCUCGUUAUAACGUCUCGGGAGGAAAUGGGGACUUUCCUCGGGUUUCCAAUUUUUCGAGUCGCGGCUAUGAAAUUUCUACCUUGCAAUGAGGCUAUGAGGUUUGCUACUUCUCAAGAAAAAAAGGACGAAACAUAUUUUAGGACUCUGCUACAGUCACUUGAAUCAACCCCAGGAUUAUAUUUUUCAUAUGAAACAGAUUUAACAGUCAACUUGCAAAGAAGGUGCAAGCUAGCUGAAGGUUGGACGCGUAAGCCCAUUUGGAAGCAGGCUGACCCUCGAUUUGUUUGGAAUUGGCAUCUUUUGGAGGAAUUGAUUGAAUGCAAACUCAAGAAUUCUCCUGCUGUGAUAUCGUUAAUUUCCAGGCGCUGUACACGGCGUCUAGGUACACGUAUGUGGAGAAGAGGAGCCAAUCUUGAGGGGGACGUUGCUAAUUUUGUCGAAUCUGAACAAAUAGUGGAGAUUAAUGGUUUCAAGUUCUCAUUAUUGCAGGUUCGAGGUUCCAUUCCACUUCUUUGGGAGCAGAUCGUUGAUUUGAGCUAUAAGCCACGGGUUAAGAUAAAUAAGCAUGAAGACACGCCGAAGGUUGUGCAGCGCCAUUUCCAUGAUCUUUGCCAAAGAUAUGGAGAAAUUAUGGCAGUUGACCUAACAGAUCAGCAUGGAGACGAAGGUGAAUUAAGCAAAGCAUACGCCACUGAAAUGGAGAGACUUCCAAAUGUGAGAUAUGUCUCCUUUGACUUUCAUAACAUCUGUGGAACUACAAACUUCGACAACUUGGGGGUACUGUAUGAACAGAUUGGGGAUGAAUUUGAAAAGCAAGGAUAUUUCCUUGUAGACGCAGACGAGAACAUCCUAGAAGAGCAGAAAGGAGUUAUCAGAUCUAACUGCAUCGACUGUCUUGACCGCACAAAUGUGACCCAGAAUUACAUGGCCCAAAAAUCACUGAAUCUACAACUGCAAAGGAUCGGAGUGUUCGAUUCCACAGAGUGUGUAUCCACGUUUGAAGAUGAUUACACAAAGUUCAGAACCAUUUGGGCUGAGCAAGGGGACGAGAUUAGCUUGCAAUACGCCGGGACCUAUGCUCUUAAGGGCGACCUUGUCAGGUACGGGAAGCAGACAGUGUUUGGAGCAAUCAAAGAUGGCAUGAGUGCCAUGUCGAGAUACUAUCUUAAUAACUUCCAGGAUGGUGUGAGGCAGGCAAGUUUCUCUUACAAGAUUAGAGUCGAGGAUGCUUUGGAUCUCAUAAGUGGUCGCUACACAGUGGGCACAAACAGCCCUUCACAACUCCAGCCUAUUGGAUCACAACCGUCCUUUCUGCCGGUAGCAUCCGCAUUGUUGAUUGGUGGUGUAACAGUGACAUCUUUCACAAUUCAUCAAGCGGGAAGAAACACGCAGCAGUAUCUUGCGUCGGCGUUGUGGGCAGGAGUGACUGCAGGAGUCGCGGCGAUGAUCAAGGCCAAUGGAAGGCAUUUGUGUUCAAGGCCUCGUCUUUGCCAUCUCAUUUGA
This is a messenger RNA of Thlaspi arvense, 1740 nucleotides long. NCBI's taxonomy places the organism in Eukaryota, Viridiplantae, Streptophyta, Magnoliopsida, Brassicales, Brassicaceae. The record is from the annotation of a GenBank genome assembly.